Molecule: messenger RNA, 1018 nt
Organism: Closterium sp. NIES-67
Lineage: Eukaryota; Viridiplantae; Streptophyta; Zygnematophyceae; Desmidiales; Closteriaceae
Source: the annotation of a GenBank genome assembly
UCGUGUGAACGAGAUUCGCUGAAGCCCGCCGUGCGACGGAGUCAGAGUCGUAAUGCCCGUGCGAUCCGUCAGGCUCGCCGCCAUGAUCUCCUCUCAGAUUCUUAGCGCGCGUUCUUAUAGCGGGGCCACGUUACCCGUCGUCCAGAGUUGUCGCAGCGGAUUGGCGAAAUCGCACAGGGAUUUUAAUGGUGACCGUCGCAUAACAUCGUCGCAUGGAUCCUUGGCGACGAGCUGCGAUCGACGGAUUCUUAGCCUAAGUCGAGCGCAGAAGCAGGAAGUUACCUGGAAUUUACGGCGCCCUGAGUCUUCAUCUGUGCGAGCGUCGCAUACGUCUUUGCGAAUUCCGCUGCUCUCGUGCGAAUCUCUGAAUUUCGCAGGGUUACAUCCAACUUCUGCCAAUUAUCGAAGAAUCAUCAUUGUGCGUGCAACCGGAGCGUCCUAUGAAGUGCCGGCCGGUGCUGCUAAUAGCGGGGAUGUUGAGAACUUCUCGUUUCCAAAAGCACCGCUGUUUAUGAAAGCGCCGGUGGUGACUGGAUUCGGGCGCGGGAGCAAGCAGAUGGGCAUUCCGACAGCCAACAUGUUACCAGAUGUGCUGAGGGAGCAGCUAGAGGGCAUGGAGCGAGGCGUGUACUUUGGAUGGGCAAGGCUGCCACACUUGGAGGGGAAAGGAGAGGUGGAUGGGGGGGCGGAGGAGGAGGAUAGGGGCCAGGGAGAGCCGCAGGUGUUUAAGAUGGUGCUGAAUGUCGGCAGGCGGCCGACGUUUGUUGACGGGGAUGACGUCACCGUGGAGGUGCACAUUCUAUCCUCGUUUGAGGAUGAUUUCUAUGGCGAGGAGCUGCAAGUGGCUGUGGUGGGCUACAUUCGACCAGAAAGGAAGUUCUCCUCACUUGAUGACCUCGUUGUACAGAUCAAGUCAGACAUGUCAGUAGCUACAGAGCAGCUGGACAAGGACGCAUUUGCACCAUUUGCAAGGGACACAUUCUUUGCAUGAAGAUUCUCAUUUGUGUACAGAGUUUUA